AUGGGAAAAAAUAAAGGAGCAAGAAGAAUAAUUACUUUAGAAUGUGAAUGUAGAAAUCUUUCAAGUAAUAUGAAAAGAAAAGCUGGAAUUUUUCGCUACACAACUUCAAAAAAUAGAAGAAAUACACCUAAUCGCUUAGAAAUCAAGAAAUUUUGUCCAAAUUGUAAUAGACAUUCUAAUUUUAAAGAAAUUAAAUAA
Messenger RNA from Chondrus crispus (carragheen), 198 nucleotides. NCBI's taxonomy places the organism in Eukaryota, Rhodophyta, Florideophyceae, Gigartinales, Gigartinaceae. The record is from the annotation of a RefSeq genome assembly.